Molecule: messenger RNA, 1548 nt
Organism: Adineta steineri
Lineage: Eukaryota; Metazoa; Rotifera; Eurotatoria; Adinetida; Adinetidae
Source: the annotation of a GenBank genome assembly
AUGGGUUCUCAAAUGUUGUAUCGUGUAUUAUUUCUAUUAAGUUUCUAUAUAAUUCAAACAAAUGGAGAACUUCGUUUUGCUAAUUAUUAUCAAGAUAAUAUGGUAUUACAACGUGCUCCUCAACGUGCUGUUGUUUGGGGAUUUGGUGACACAAAUGUUUUAACAACAUUAUCAAUAAAUAAUAAAAUCUAUGAAGCAAUGAGUGAAGAUAAAAUAAAUAAUUUGGGUGAAAGUAUCUGGUCAGUAACACUUGAUGCUGAAAUUGAUGAAGGUCCAUUUGAAAUCGUUGUAAGUCAACCAAUUGCUAAUGGUUCACUUGUUUCAAUAACAUUAAAAAAUGUUUUAUAUGGUGAUGUUUAUAUAUGUUCAGGACAAUCAAAUAUGCAGUGGGCUGUUAGUCAAAUAUUUAAUGGAUCAGUUGAAAUUGCAAAUGCAGGAAAUUAUCCUAAAAUUCGAUUAUUUGGUGUAUCAAGAAUUGGUGCAAGUUCACCUGUUGAAGAAUUACCUGGUAUUGGUUUACGAUGGUCCGUUGCAUCAUCAGCAAUUGUUGGAAAUGGAUAUGCAUCAGCUGUUUGUUGGCUUUAUGGACGAAUGGUUCAUGUUGCAUUAAAUGGAAGACCUAUGGGUCUUAUUAAUACAUCAUGGGGUGGAACUGCUAUUGAAUUAUGGAUGCCAAGACAAGCUUUAACUGAUUGUGGAAUUACAAAAAAUGAAACAAAUCCACAUGAACCAAAUGAAUAUGAUGAUGGUGAGAGAGUGUCAGCAGUAAAUACUGAAUUAUAUAAUGGAAUGAUUUAUCCAUUUACACGAAUGGUUGUCGCAGGUGCUCUUUGGUAUCAAGGUGAAUCCAACGCAGGAUAUAAUCGAGAUAAAUAUAUUUGUACAUUUUCAAAAAUGAUUACAUAUUGGAGACAAGUUUGGAAUACACGUACAAAUGGAAUUACAGAUAUUAAUUUUCCAUUUGGUUUUGUUCAAUUAUCAACUAAUCGUAAUGACACAAUUGGUAUUGGAGGUUUUCCAUGGAUUCGAUGGUAUCAAACAUUUGGUGUUGGUUAUGUACCUAAUGAUGUUGUACCAAAUGUAUUUAUGGCUGUUGCUAUGGAUUUAAGAGAUGAUCCAGCAAAUAUCCAUCCUCGUACAAAACAUGAUGUUGGUUAUCGUUUAGCACAGGCUGGUUUAGCUGUUGCAUACGGACAACAAGUAGAAUAUCUAGGUCCUAUUGUAUCAACUGUUACUCUUGAUAGUGCAACUUCAACAAUUGAUAUAACUUAUUCAAAAGUAACAGGAAUUGAUUUAAGAAGCCCAAAUGGAUUUGAAGUCUGUUGUCAAGGUGCACAAUGUUCAAAUGAUAAUUUAUGGGUAGCAUCACCAGUUUCAUUAAAAAAUACUUUAACAGUUACAGUAUCAAUACCAACUACAUGUCAAUCAAAAACAAUUUAUGGUGUUCGUUAUUUAUGGCGUGAAACUCCUUGUGAAUUUAAACUUGCACCUGUUUAUAGUUUAACAGAUCCAAAUCUUCCAUCACCACCAUAUCUUAAAAUAUUUUAA